Messenger RNA from Myzus persicae (green peach aphid), 3167 nucleotides. Its product is annotated as poly(rC)-binding protein 3-like. Lineage: Eukaryota; Metazoa; Arthropoda; Insecta; Hemiptera; Aphididae. The record is from RefSeq and is a predicted model, not a curated record. Bases 413 to 1756 code for a protein of 447 amino acids. Gene Ontology annotation, molecular function: mRNA binding. Gene Ontology annotation, biological process: regulation of gene expression; regulation of RNA metabolic process. Gene Ontology annotation, cellular component: nucleus; cytoplasm. The transcript has 10 exons.
AUCAGUUAUCACUAAACGCCAUAAUCACAUCGCCAUCCAAUAUUGGCAUUUUGGCAAUUCAGAGUUCAGACUUCAGAGUCGACAAAGUCUGAACUUCAGGCGGCUUCGUAAUUAUAAUCAGUAGUUGCAAAUCGCAUAUCAUUAAUCACAUUAUACCGGUAAUAACACUACCUAUUGGCUAUUGUAUGGCUGUUUCGCAAUCAUCGUCUCCGACCAUCAAUGCACGAUAGAUGAUUGAACAUAAUACUCAUAAAGUUGUUGUAUAGACAAUAUUCCAUCACAUCGUCUCCUGGUCUAUUCUACAGAAAAGUACCAAAAACAGCAAAUCGUACCUACAAACCUUUAUAAUAUACAUCAUUACUGGUUGCUGUAAAAUAACACCUCCAACGACUUCACAAGUUUCAGGUAAAAAAUGGAAAACGUACAGCAAAGUUCCAAUGGAUCAAGUUUCAAUGAUUACAACGAUGUCAAUCUGACCAUACGGAUUCUAUUUCAUGGCCGAGAAGUCGGAAAUGUUAUUGGUAAAGGAGGUGAAACUGUAAAAAAUAUAAGAGACCAGUCUGGUGCUAGAGUUUUAAUCUCUGAUGGAUCAACUCCAGAACGUAUUGUGACCAUUACUGGAACUACAAAUGCAAUUUGUAAAGCUACCGAGCUUAUUGGACUUAAAGUCGAAGAAUUUUUUGAAAGACAAAAUGGUGAUUGGAAUGGCCCAAAAGCGCCUUUGACUUUUAAGCUUAUUGUGCCAGCAUCUCAAUGUGGUUUCAUAAUUGGUAAAGGUGGAUGUAAAAUAAAAGAAAUUAGAGAAUCAAGUGGAGCUGCCAUACAAGUGGCAUCAGACAUGUUACCCAAUUCAACUGAACGUCUAGUUUCAAUUACUGGUACUACGGGCACAAUAUCUCAAUGUGUUUAUCAAGUGUGCAACGUCCUAUUAGAUUCCCCGCCACGUAGUGCAACAAUCCCUUAUGAUCCUCGUAGUAAGACUUCAGGAUUUGCUAGUAGUGCAGUUGGUAAUGAUUUUGGAAGACAACGCACUAAUCCUCUGGCUAGUCUUGCAGCUCUUGGAUUAGGAACUGCGUCCACUGGAGGUAUCAAUCCAGCUGCCUUAGCUGCAUUGGCUGGAAGUCAGUUGAGAACAGGUAAUCGUCAAAACCGAAAUGGUAGUGGAGAACAUAAAAAUCAAAAUUCUAAUUCAAACACUGAGACAAUAUCUAUGACUGUACCUAAUGAUUUAAUUGGAUGUGUCAUUGGCAGACGAGGAAGUAAAAUCGCAGAAAUACGACAAAUAAGUGGUGCUUUAGUGCAUAUAGCUAAAGGUGAAGGAACUCAUGAAAAUGGUGAAAAUGAGGAUCGUCACAUAACAAUUACAGGAAACAAAGAUUCUAUUUCAGUGGCCAAGUACUUAAUUGAAAUGAGUGUGGAAUUGCAGAAAGCCAAUCUUGAGGGGGCAAACUCAUCCUCUAGUCCUGAUGAUGGGUCCAGCUCAACCUUGCCCACUCCUCCAACAGUGGCCGCAUCUCCUUUGUCGUCCGCCAUCCCAUUGGCUCAACUAUUUGCCAAGCCGGGUGCCAUUAAUGCCCUAUCCAGCUUAUCUGCUCUUGGCGGCCUAACCGACCUCUUGGGAGCCUUAUCUGGCGCCAAUCAAUCCCCUCCGAUACAGACCACGGGUGUCCAUCGCCCGAAAAAUUAUUUCCAGAGAAACCGCAGUCCUUCAGGCGAAAAAACCAAAGCAGACAGGACCAAGUUUGCUCCUUACUGAAUGCUAAUUGUUCCCAAAUCCGCCAAUUAUUGAUAUUCUUACUAAUGUUUUGUCCUACCCAUCUUCAUUUUUUUUUAUUUAUUUAAUUAUCUUUAAGAAAUCUUCUAAUUUUUGAAAGUCUGAAGAAAAUUCUAAAAAACAUUUUAUUUGUUUUUAAAAUAUUUAACAUGGUUGAUUUUCUUUAUGGAGUUAAACUUAAAACAUUAUAGAUUCAAAUCUCUUUCAUGGGUAGAAUUAUUGCAUUUUAAGGUUCUAGUAUAUCAUUUUUAUUUAAUAUAUUUUAUUGUGUCCAAUUUAUAAUAUUUCACUUUUUAGUUUAAAUUGUUUCCAAUCACUACUUAUAGCCUUUAUCUUUAGUUCUUACAUUAUAUUUUUGUAGAUCUUAUAGAUAAUAUAUCUUGUAUUCCUUAUUUAUUUAUUUCUUAAUUUUUAACAAACUAGUAUGGAAUCCAAUAAAUAAAAUCUGCUCUGGUUACAUUUGUUGAUAUUAUAUAUUUAUAAUUAUAGAAUGUACGUAUGGGUUUUCAAAGAUUAAAGAGAUAAUAACUCGCUUUUUUACUACUUCAUGUAGUUAUGAAAUAUAUUUAUGUUUCAACUAGUCUUUAUUAUUUGUAAAAAAAAGUAUCGGUGUUAAUAUUCUUUGAAGUAUUAACUUCAAUAUUUAUAAAAUAUGCAUGUCUUAAUUCUUAUAACUUAUAAGUUAAACAGAAUAUAUAUAUAUAUAUAUAUAUAAACAAUCUUUUUUAUUUAAAAAGUAUUAUCGUCACAAGCAUUUUGAAAUUUUUCUUGGAUGCAAUUGAAAAUUGGGCCCUUAAUUUAUUUGUUAAUAUUAUUAAUUUAGUUCAAUGAUAAAAGAAACAGUUUAAAUAUAUUCUUAUAUAGUACUUCUUCAAUAUGUUAUCUAAUUUCUUAUAUAUUCCAAGUAUUUCUAUCCAUAAUCAGUUAUUACCCUUAUGUAUGCUUAUUCUACAUUAUACAAUAUUUUUGUGAUAUAUGCAAUAUUAUUACGUCAAAGUAUAACAGGUCAAUACAUUUAUUUUAUUUAACAAUAUAUUGUAUUAUUUUUCCUUGCCUGGAACACUGGAAAAAAAGAUUUGUUUUUUUAAAAUAAUAGUGACCAUUUGAUAUAAUUAAUUUUCUUGAUUUUGGUUCAUUCUAUGUCAUACUUCCCCCUCUCCACACACAAUAUCAUAGUAGUCUCAUAAUUUUGAAAAACAUUUUCUAUAUGUAGCAUACUAGAUAGUAAAUCUGAAAAUAUAGUAGAUAGCAUAUUGAAAGUACUGUGAUGGUGAAAUACCACAUGCAUAUGUUUUUCAUUGUUAACACUAAUUAUUGGUACUUCUACGUACAAAUCGGCCUGGAGUGAUCUUUUAAAAAAUAUCAUCUAAAUAUUUAAGAAUAUGAGUACAUG